Messenger RNA from Hyposmocoma kahamanoa, 1208 nucleotides. RefSeq names its product zinc finger protein 79-like. Lineage: Eukaryota; Metazoa; Arthropoda; Insecta; Lepidoptera; Cosmopterigidae. The annotation marks the transcript as partial. Gene Ontology annotation, molecular function: DNA binding. The record is from RefSeq and is a predicted model, not a curated record. The transcript is spliced from 6 exons.
AUGAUAGACUUGUAUGAGCGCUUGUGCCGUGCCGACGUCGCCGUCGGUACAGUCAGCGAUAGUGGAGGGCGAGCGCGUACAAGUAUUGCUUGGGAGCAUUUUGAGAUAAAAGACCGACUUCGGUCUAUAGCAACAUGCAACCAUUGUCACGAAAACUUUUCGUAUAGAACUACUGCGGGCAAUUUGACGAAACACCUUCGAGUGAAACAUGGAUUUGUGAAAGAAGACGAGAUAAAUGAGAACGCAGAUGCCGCCGAUGACAAAAUAGAUCCUAAAAAGGCAUUAAAAGGCGAACUGUGGCAACACUAUGAAAUAAAAGAUGAAUUUCUCAAAUUGGCAACAUGCAAUUUAUGCCACGAACCGUUUUCAUACCAAAGUUGUUCAGUAUUGGUAAAACACUUGCAGAAGCAACAUGACAUUGAAUGCUUGGUUAGCUCUGAUGAAGAACAGAGCGAUGAGGACUCGAAUGAAGAAGAACAUGAUGCAAGCCAAAACGGAACACGUGACGAAGAAAGACGUCGCAAAUCGAGCAAGGCAUGGGAAUUUUUCGAAAUAAAGGACCCGCGCAAAAAAAUCGCCGCAUGCACCGUUUGUGGGGCGAAGUGCUCUUAUAGAGCUUCUGUUAGUAAUUUAACGAAACAUGUACGAACGCAGCAUGGGUCGGAACCUUUUAGGAGUAGCAGCGUGGAUAAGUCCGAUGGAGAACAGGAAGCUAGUGAUGUGGAAGAGAAUAAAGAUGCUAAAAAGGCGUUAAAAGGCGAACUAUGGCAACACUAUGAAAUAAAAGAUGAAUUUUUCAAAUUGGCAACAUGCAAUUUAUGUAACGAACCAUUUUCAUACCAAACUUGUUCAGGAUUGGUAAAACACUUGCAGAAAAAACAUGACAUUGAAUGCUUGGUUAGCUCUGAUGAAGAACAGAGUGAUGAGGACACGGAUGAAGAAGAACGUGAUGCAAGCCAAAACGGAACAAAUGAUAAUGAAGACAGACGUCGGAAUAGACCGAGCAAGGCAUGGGAAUUUUUCGAAAUAAAGGACUCGCGCAAAAAAAUCGCCGCAUGCACCGUUUGUGGGGCGACGUGCUCUUAUAGAGCGUCUGUUAGUAAUUUAACGAAACAUGUACGAACGCAGCAUGGGUCAGGACCUUUUAGGAGUAGCAGCGUGGAAAAGUCCGAUGGAGAACAGGAAGCUAGUGAUGUGGAACAGAAUAA